Molecule: messenger RNA, 540 nt
Organism: Bactrocera neohumeralis
Lineage: Eukaryota; Metazoa; Arthropoda; Insecta; Diptera; Tephritidae
Product: high affinity copper uptake protein 1-like
Exons: 2
Coding region: 31-525 (164 amino acids)
Biological process (GO): copper ion transmembrane transport
Cellular component (GO): membrane
Molecular function (GO): copper ion transmembrane transporter activity
Source: RefSeq, a predicted model, not a curated record
UCUACACUGAAAGCAAGGAGUAUACUUAAGAUGUCCGAAGGUCAUCACGCCCAUGGUGGCGAUAAGAUGGAAAUUUCUUGCCCGCAUAUGAUGCUCUUUCAUGGUGGGCAUUGCGAGCAAAUUCUCUGGAAGGCUUGGACCGCAAAGACAAUUUUAGAAUUUUCAUUGUCUGCGUUUGCUAUUUUCCUUUUGGCAUUCUUGUAUGAAGGUGUCAAGUUUUUGCGACAGUUCCUUCUUCGUAGGGAACUAGAAAAGAUAUCUAAAAGCAAAGAGAAGACAGAUGUUGUAUGCAGCACAAUUGCUGGACUUAAAAAUAAACAAUUGUUUAAGCAGAUAGCAGCACCUCAACAUCUCAUACAAACCUUAUUGUUCUUAUUUCAAGUUACAUUAUCUAUGCUACUUAUGUUGAUAUUUAUGAGUUUCAAUUACUGGUUGUGCCUAUCAAUUCUGUUAGGUCUUACAGUUGGAUACUUUCUGUUUGGUUGGAUUAAAGACGAUGCCUAUGACAGUGAUUGCUGCAAUUAAAAUACAUAUUUACUA